This is a messenger RNA of Petromyzon marinus (sea lamprey), 2301 nucleotides long. RefSeq names its product DNA polymerase gamma 2, accessory subunit (gene POLG2). Gene Ontology annotation, cellular component: cytoplasm; mitochondrion. NCBI's taxonomy places the organism in Eukaryota, Metazoa, Chordata, Hyperoartia, Petromyzontiformes, Petromyzontidae. Gene Ontology annotation, biological process: mitochondrial DNA replication. The record is from RefSeq and is a predicted model, not a curated record.
UUCCGGUGGGCGGGCCCCCCCCCGCAUACCGGAAGUCGACGCCAACAUGGCCGCGCCCAUUGGAGCGGGGUGGCGACUUUAAACUUCUCCGCUAUUUUUUUUGUUAUUUUUUUAUUUGCCAGGUUAAGCCCAUUGAAUUAAUUACCAGGCGGGAGGGGGAGGCUGGAAGCAAGCGGCGAGCGAUGAAUUCGCCGCUGGUCGCUUCGACGCAACCCGCGAGAAUCAUCGCGUGGCGAUCGCUCGCCUCGCAGCGCCGCGCGCGGUCUUCGUCGACGGCCGAGAAGUCCGCCGCCUCCUUCUGGGCGCUGUGCCGCGAGCGGCAUUUCGUGUACGCGAAGCUCGGCGCCGGCGGGCAGACUCCGGCCCACGCUGCGACGGAGCUGCCCCGGGGUUCGGACGACGAUGAGCGGGCGGCGGCGGCGGCUGCUGCUGCUGCUGCUGAGGGGCAGGAUGAGGAGGGGUUGAGUUUCGGGCCCAUGGGGGUCGAGCUGCGGAGGAACGUGCGCGCCGCGUGGUGGGCCGAUAUGGUGACCGCGCGGCAGGACGUGGUCGGGGUGGAGACGCCGGCCCUGAGUCCGGCCACUCGCGAGCUGAGACGCUCGCUCGUCGACGGCAUGCUGAGAUGUUACCCACAAGCCCUUGCACUUUUCAACCGCAAACUGCCCUUUGGCCUUGCACAGGUGGGGGUCUGCAGGCCGCGGGGAGAGAGGGAGCACACGGAGAUGAGCCUGCUGUGGUUCUGCUCUGCUCGCACAGCGUCUCAGUGGAGCGAGUUCUGGCUCCGACAGAGACUCAGCUGGUGGAGAUCGCUGGCCGUGCAGCCGUCUCACUUCACAUCGACGGAGGGCGGAGACGGGGAGGGGGGGGCACGGGGGGGCCACGCGGUGCGCUACCGCGUGCCCUGGGAGCAGCGCGCCGUCGAGGGCGUGCGCAGCCUGGGGCCCGUGAGCGGCGCAACGGCACCGCGGUCGUCGCCUCCGCACGCCGUGCUCGUGUCCAGCAGCCUCGACUCGGCCGCCCUCUCCCUCCUGUGGGAUGCCAACUCGCCGGGGGUCAGGGGUCACGCAGGGGGGCGGCAGGUGAUGAGGCUGCACCCCCGCGUCGCGCCCGUCAAAGUGGCGGUCGACCUGGGACGAGGCCCCACGGCGGAGCUCCGCGAGCUGUGCGAGGGACUGUGUGCUGAGCUGAUCGCUGCUGGGGCCGUGGUUUGGCCCGGAUACAGAGACACCCAGCAGAACACCCUGGAGCAGCUCUAUAGCCGCUACGACGAGAUGGGGGUGCCACUGGUGGUGGUGGUGAGCGAGUCGACGCUGGAGUCGGGAUCCAUCCAGCUGCGGCACAGAGACACGAGCGUGCGCGAGACGGCGCAUGUCAACACCAUCACCCAGCUCGUCACCUCCCUCCUGCUGCUCCAUCAUCCGCAUCAUCGUCGUCACGGCGGCACGGGCGCCCCCCCUCUCAGCCACGCGGCGAGCACGGAGGGCACACCACUCGCCAAGGACCCGUGACCUCCCAAGAGACAGUGUCAAGGUCAAGAGGUCAUCAUGGUCUCGCCACCCACCGCCAUCGCACCCUUCCUCUGCCUAUAUUUUUUAAUUAUCAACACCCAACUUCAAGAAUCGCUCUUACAGUUUCGUCAUCAUUAUCCCCAUCAUCACUGACAUCAUCACCAUCGUCAUCAUCUCACCAUCGUCAUUAUCUUCAUCAUUACCGACAUGAUCACCCUCAUCAUCAUCCUUACCAUCAUCAUCCCCAUCAUAAAAAAAAGAUAUAGGGUGCUAACUUUAGUAAUUAAUGUGAAGAACCAAUGGCGUCUACAUCUGCAGAACGUGAAGAAUCAGUGACAUCUGCAUAACACGAAGAAGCAGUGACCUCUACAUCUGCAGAACAUGAAGAACCAGUGGCAUCUACAUCUUCAGGAGAUUAUACAACUUUUGUGUACACGCCAUACAACAUAUUUGGAAUUGACAGGAGUAAAGUUGGACUUAUGAACAAAUCGACUUUCGAACACACACGUGCAACCUAACUCGUUCAUAGGCUGUGGAACGAUCUUCGACGAGAUAUCAGGGAUCUCGAGUCUGAACAUUUAAAAAAUGCGCCUUAAAACCUAUUUGUACGCUUCCACUUAUCCAAUUUUUUGUUCAUUUAGUAAAUAUAUUUUUUUAAAUGUAUUUAUAUUUUCAUGCUGAGCAUCUGCUGUUGCUGUGACCUAUACAACGCUUUUUAGAUCUUUGAUGAAAAGCCGCUUAAGUUCUAUGAUUAUUGUGCUUGCCGGAACGCUCAUAAACAAGUACAAAUUAA